AUGAUACUUCCAGUCAUCGAUACUUCCCAUACGACUGUAACCUUCGAGGGGAGGUAUAAUCCAAAGAGAAGUAUUGUUGACAUAACAAUAUUACCUCCACACGCAUACUUACCAACAAGUAGUACCAUAGAUAUAGUCCAACUAAUGAAGCUACCUAACGGGAGAGACGAUGCUAUCAGUAGCGCAUCUUCCCUCCUUCAAGAUCAAUAG
Plasmodium inui San Antonio 1 is the source of this 210-nucleotide messenger RNA. RefSeq lists its product as hypothetical. The record is from RefSeq and is a predicted model, not a curated record. Bases 1 to 210 code for a protein of 69 amino acids. NCBI's taxonomy places the organism in Eukaryota, Apicomplexa, Aconoidasida, Haemosporida, Plasmodiidae. The transcript has a single exon.